AGAGAGAUGUAAAAGUUAAGAGCUAGAUCUUCAUUGUGAUUAGUAGUUUUGAGUGUUGAAUCUCAAUUAAAGGGUACUGGCAUGAAAACAUCAACGUUAAGCAAUCAUGCAGUGAUAAGUUUCUUCCUUCUUAUCGUCGGCUUAUCUUCAAUCUUUGUGAGCGUUAACGCCUCGAGGAACCAUAUUGUCGGUGGGGUUCAUGGAUGGGGUUUCCGUUCUGGUUCAUACAAUAUUUGGGCUCUUCAUAGAUCCUUCGCUGCAGGGAAUACGCUUCAAUUUAAGUACACACGUGGAGCACACAAUGUUGUUCGAGUUCAUGCUGCUGGGUACGAGAAGUGCAGGGCAACGGAAAAGGAAUCAGCGAAAGCAAUGUCGACAGGAAGUGACAAGUUAACACUUAAAAAAGGAAUGAAUUACUUCAUUUGUAGUUUCGAAGGACACUGCACGGCAGGCAUGAAGAUCAAAGUACAUGCUAAGUAGUGUUUUCCGAGGUAUAGAGAUGCGCGCAUCUCAUUUCGGAAUAACUCUGAUUUUCCCCUUUCACAAUGAGCAUGGUACAAUAAGUUAGUUUAAUGGGAAGGCAAUCAGAUAUAACAAAUUAGCUUCCACGAGUGUAUUGUGAAAAUUUCAUUCCUUCUAUUGAUUUAUAGAUCUUUAUUUGUCCUUGUAACUGGGGAUGUAUGCCAUGGGUGAAAACAAAAAU
Messenger RNA from Papaver somniferum (opium poppy), 703 nucleotides. Its product is annotated as basic blue protein-like. The record is from RefSeq and is a predicted model, not a curated record. The transcript is spliced from 2 exons. The coding region runs from base 82 to 480 and encodes 132 amino acids. Gene Ontology annotation, molecular function: electron transfer activity. Gene Ontology annotation, cellular component: plasma membrane. NCBI's taxonomy places the organism in Eukaryota, Viridiplantae, Streptophyta, Magnoliopsida, Ranunculales, Papaveraceae.